Talaromyces atroroseus is the source of this 2208-nucleotide messenger RNA. RefSeq names its product U3 small nucleolar RNA-associated protein 25. The coding region runs from base 1 to 2208 and encodes 735 amino acids. Gene Ontology annotation, cellular component: nucleolus; small-subunit processome. The transcript has 5 exons. Gene Ontology annotation, molecular function: U3 snoRNA binding; rRNA binding. Gene Ontology annotation, biological process: maturation of SSU-rRNA from tricistronic rRNA transcript (SSU-rRNA, 5.8S rRNA, LSU-rRNA). NCBI's taxonomy places the organism in Eukaryota, Fungi, Ascomycota, Eurotiomycetes, Eurotiales, Trichocomaceae. The record is from RefSeq and is a predicted model, not a curated record.
AUGGCGCCGCCACGAGGAAGAGGAAGAGGAAGGGGAAGGGGCAGAGGCUCUUUUAGAGGAGCCCGCGGACGGCCUGGCCCUGCGCGAGGCGGAAGAAAUGGGUUUCAGACAUCUCGUCUGGACGAGAAGAAGGAAUUGACAUCGUCGGAUGAGGAGGAAGACCAGUUUGAAGGGUUCGACGAUAAUACUGAUGGCGACGGCGAUGAUCAAAUACAAGACGCAGAUAUCGCGAGCGAAUCGUCUUCGGAAGACGAAGAAGAAGAAGAGAACUCGACAGAACGCCCCUACAAUUCUCUCCUACAGCUACUGGAUGCCGGCUCGGAUCGGAGUCAUGUGCGCAAGAAACGAAAGCUUGACCAUAACACAGGCGACUCGCGCAAUGAUAGAAGUAGCUACGACGUGAACAUGGAAGAGGAGGCCGAUGAUCAAGAUGUUCUCCAGAACCAGGAAGCUUCGGAAGACGAGGAUGCUGCUGCUGAAGAUGAAGAGCCGGUAUCAGAUGACGAGGAUGACGAGGAUGCUUCGGAUCCAUUUGAAACGCACAUUGCCAGUCCAGACGAGGCUGAAAUCUCCAAGCGAGUGCAGGAAGUAACAGCAGGCAAAUGGCGAUCGGUCAAAGCAUCUCUGCCGGAAUCAUUCAAAUUGAUUUACAGCAUCCCAGACGGCGAGGGUAGCAGCUGGAACGUGCCCUCCGGUGUGAAGAGUACUCGGAAUUUGAAGCUCAAGAAGAAAUUGAUUUCUGUGGCUGCAGAAUCUAUGCCGAGCUUUAAGGGCGUUUCUCAAAGUAUCGCACCGCUGGUUUUCAACUAUAGUGACGUCCUCUUCAGCGGCAGGACAGCGUCGAAUGCCGCUCAGAUGCGCGAUAUUCUUAGUCUGCACGUCCUCAACCAUGUCCUCAAGACGCGUGACCGAGUGAUCAAAAACAACGCCCGGCUCUCGAAAGACACGACGACUGAAGACUUGGAAUUGCGCGAUCAGGGCUUUACCAGACCAAAAGCCUUGAUCAUCCUGCCGACCAGACAAGCAUGUGUUCGGUUCGUAGAAUGCAUAAGCAAACUCUACCAGCCAGAGCAGCAUGAGAACAAGAAGAGGUUUCUCGACGAAUAUAGUUCAACGGACAAUGAAUCAUGGGAAAGCAAGCCUGAUGAUUUUCGGGAUCUUUUCGGGGGAAACGACGAUGAUAUGUUCCGGCUUGGUCUGAAGUUUACUCGCAAGACUAUGAAGUAUUAUUCGCAGUUCUACAAUUCGGACAUCAUCUUAGCUAGUCCUCUGGGCUUGCGAACGAUCAUGGAUAAACAAGAUGAGAAGAAGAGGGACCACGAUUUCUUAUCGUCGAUUGAGAUAGUCAUCGCUGACCAUGCUGAUGGCCUACUCAUGCAGAACUGGGAGCAUGUGGAAUAUAUCUUCGAGCAUCUCAACCUGCAACCAAAGGAAGCUCACGGCUGUGACUUCAGCCGAGUGCGGACAUGGUAUCUGGACGACCGCGCACGAUACAUGCGACAGACUAUCGUGCUCGCAUCAUUCAUCACCCCGGAAAUCAACUCUUUAUUUUCCCAGCACAUGCACAACAUCGCGGGCAAAGCGAAACUACUCCCGCAUUACAACGGAGCCAUCACCGAACUCGCUCUGCCCGUUGCAGUAAAGCAGACAUUUUCGCGCUUUGAUGCUACGUUUGCUUUGAAGGACCCUGACCUGCGAUUCAAAUAUUUCACCACCGCCAUCCUGCCAUCUCUUGCGCGAUCAGUCACGGGGAAAGGACAGGGCAACGGCGCCGGGGUUCUGAUCUUUAUACCAUCAUACUUGGAUUUUGUGCGGGUGCGCAAUUUCUUUGCAUCCUCCUCGCAAACCACCAACAUCUCGUUCGGCGCUAUCUCCGAGUACACGCCGCAGAGCGAGAUGGCACGGACGCGCAGUCAUUUUGCGAGUGGACGACACUCGGUCCUGCUGUACACGGAGCGAACACACCAUUUCCGGCGGUACAACAUCCGCGGCGUUAAACAUAUCGUCUUUUACGGCCUGCCUGAGAAUCCGAUCUUCUUCAGGGAGAUUGUCCAGUAUCUGGCUCUGGACCCGGGGGCUACCGGCAAUAUGGAAGUGCGUGCCGUGUUCUCGAAAUACGAUGCUUUUAAGCUGGAGCGCGUUGUAGGCAGUCAACGCGCGGGCAACAUGCUCAAGGAGAGGGGCGGGGAUACGUUUCGAUUCGUGUGA